Molecule: messenger RNA, 5897 nt
Organism: Crotalus tigris (Tiger rattlesnake)
Lineage: Eukaryota; Metazoa; Chordata; Lepidosauria; Squamata; Viperidae
Gene: ABL1
Product: ABL proto-oncogene 1, non-receptor tyrosine kinase
Exons: 11
Coding region: 1077-4436 (1119 amino acids)
Biological process (GO): protein phosphorylation; regulation of apoptotic process
Molecular function (GO): ATP binding; protein binding; non-membrane spanning protein tyrosine kinase activity
Source: RefSeq, a predicted model, not a curated record
CUUUUAUUACUUCCUCAGACCUUCCUUCCCUCCCUCCUUCCUAUUUUCCCUUCAUAAUUCCUUCCCCUGGUCCCUAAUUUUCUGAUUUCACCCUCUGACACAUUUUUCUUCCUUUUAGUUUUCUCCACAUUCCCUUUCCUUUCCUUUCCUUCCCCUCCCACUUUUUUCUAUCCUGUUUUGCUGUAACCUCCCACAGCAUAAUUCAAAGGGGGCCCUUCAGACGUCCUCCUCAGAGGCUCCAAGUUUGCCUGGGUCCUCCUGCUGCUUCUGAAUGGAUGCUGGGCCCCCAUCUUGCUCGAGAGACCCCCCCAAACACCUGCCUUUGAGGACAACCUGACAGCAUUGACCUGAGAUGACCUCCCCCCCCCAUGCAACUCUUUCUUCCAUCUCUUUCACUUUCCGUCUCUUCGGACCAACUUCAUUCUUCCUUCAAGGACUUACAAAUGUUUUGCUUUUCAGAGCAUCUGACUGUGGCUGUGUUUAUUGAAUUUAUCCGCAGAUAUCGCUGCUUCUUCACGGUUUGGUCCUUAAAAUGCCCCCCAUCCACACCAGUUGUCAUUUUACCUUCAUAGGAACCUCCAAAGAGCAGAAUCGAAGGAGCAGAAGCAACAGCAACGGAAGGACUACGGGAUUCAUAAGGAUUUGCAUCGGACUAAAUAAUACUGGAACAUUCCCUUUUCCUUGCACUCCUGCUAUGGAUGGCAAUUUGGGAACUUUUAUGGGGGGCUGUUGAAGGACAAAAAAUUACAGUUCUUGGACUCUGUUGAUUCAGCUGGAAUAAUAAUACUUGAAGCCCAAGAGAUUUGGGGGUUUGACCUGGGCUAUGCAAGAAAAAUGGGGCAUUUCUUGGUCUGAGUCUUUGCAGUCGGAUGACCUCACCUUACGACAGGAAAGCUGCGAAGAAGGAGCCAUCCAGCCCUGGUGACCCAGUGGAACUUCACAAAUUGACGCAGGGCUGAAGGAGGGAAAGACAGAAAAGCGUGUGUUUUCAUUUAAAGGGUGGUACUUGGAACGCAACGUGGAGUUUCCUGUCCCUUCGGAAGGCCGUGGUGUGUCGCGUGCGUGGGAGGAAAUCUAUGGGUCAGCAACCUGGAAAAGUCGUGGGCGACCAACGGAGGCCAAGUCUUCCCGCCCUGCACUUUAUCAAGGGUGGGGUGAAGAAGGAAGCCUCCAAGCAAGGAGGGACCCAUUGCAACGUCUUUCUGGAGCAUGAAGCGCUUCAACGGCCCGUGGCCUCCGAGUUCGAGCCGCAGAGUCUGAGCGAAGCCGCCCGCUGGAAUUCCAAGGAAAAUCUCCUUUGUGCUCCGGGUGAAAAUGAUCCGAAUCUUUUUGUGGCCUUGUACGAUUUCGUAGCCAGCGGGGACAACACACUCAGCAUCACUAAAGGGGAAAAACUUCGAGUCUUGGGUUACAACCACAAUGGAGAAUGGUGCGAAGCCCAGACGAAGAACGGGCAAGGCUGGGUCCCCAGCAACUACAUCACCCCCGUGAACAGCUUGGAAAAGCACUCGUGGUACCAGGGACCGGUGUCCCGCAACGCGGCGGAGUAUCUGCUGAGCAGUGGGAUCAAUGGCAGCUUUCUGGUACGGGAAAGCGAGAGCAGUCCUGGCCAGCGGUCCAUAUCUUUGAGAUACGAGGGGAGGGUCUACCACUACCGGAUCAACACCGCCUCGGAUGGGAAGCUUUACGUCUCUUCAGAAAGCCGCUUCAACACGUUGGCUGAGCUGGUCCACCACCACUCGACCGUGGCUGAUGGCCUGAUCAUCACUCUCCAUUAUCCUGCUCCAAAGAGGAACAAGCCCACCAUUUACGGCGUGUCCCCCAACUACGACAAGUGGGAGAUCGAACGGACGGACAUUACCAUGAAGCACAAACUGGGGGGUGGGCAAUACGGAGAGGUGUACGAAGGCGUCUGGAAGAAGUACAAUCUCACCGUGGCGGUAAAGACCCUCAAGGAGGACACCAUGGAGGUAGAAGAAUUCUUGAAAGAAGCCGCUGUCAUGAAAGAAAUCAAGCACCCCAAUUUGGUGCAAUUACUGGGGGUCUGCACGAGGGAGCCCCCGUUCUAUAUCAUCACCGAGUUCAUGACCUACGGGAAUUUGCUGGACUUCUUGCGGGAUUGCAGCCGGCAAGAGGUGAACGCGGUUGUGCUUCUCUACAUGGCCACCCAGAUUUCCUCUGCCAUGGAGUACCUGGAGAAGAAGAAUUUCAUCCACAGAGAUCUCGCUGCCCGAAACUGCCUGGUAGGAGAGAAUCACCUGGUGAAGGUGGCUGAUUUUGGCUUAAGCAGGUUGAUGACUGGUGAUACUUACACCGCCCACGCUGGAGCUAAGUUCCCUAUCAAGUGGACCGCGCCAGAAAGCCUGGCUUAUAACAAAUUCUCCAUCAAAUCUGACGUCUGGGCUUUUGGUGUCUUGCUUUGGGAAAUCGCCACGUACGGCAUGUCCCCGUAUCCUGGGAUUGACCUGUCGCAAGUGUAUGAACUUUUGGAGAAGGACUAUCGCAUGGAGCGCCCGGAGGGCUGUCCCGAAAAAGUCUACGAGCUCAUGAGGGAAUGCUGGCAGUGGAGUGUUUCAGACAGACCGUCUUUUGCCGAAAUCCAUCAAGCGUUUGAGACGAUGUUUCAAGAAUCCAGCAUUUCAGAUGAAGUGGAAAAAGAGCUGGGGAAGAAAAUGGGGAGGAGUGUGGCCAACCCUUUUUUGCAAGCACCAGAGCUGCCCACGAAAACCAGGUCGUCUCGAAAGAUGGCUGAAUGGAAGGACGCCGAGAACUUGGAAGCAGUGCCUGUGAAGGGCCCGGCAGAAAGUGAAAGCGCAGAACACGAGCCGGCAGUGUCCCCUGUACUGCCGCGGAAGGAAAGGGCUGUUGCUGAUGGGAAUUUAAAUGAAGAUGACCGUUUGCUCCCGAAAGACAAAAAGACCAAUCUUUUCAGUGCUCUGAUCAAGAAGAAAAAGAAAACGGCCCCCACCCCUCCAAAGCGGAGCAGUUCAUUCCGGGAAGUGGAGGGCCACCUGGAGCAUAAAGGAGUCGGAGAGGACGAGACCAAAGAUAGCAGCAACGGGGUCUUGCUCACACAGCCUGCUGAUCUAGAGGACCGGUCCAGGUUCCCCAAUGCCAGCAACGAGGCAGCUGGAGUGGCCAAUGGGACUGGGAAUUCCAAUUUGUUGACCCCAAAUGUUUGGAAAAAAUCGGGGUCCUCGGCCAAUAAUCGCCCGUGUCCCGGCGAAGAGGAUGGCGGCAUGAUCUCCAGCAAGCGUUUCUUGCGCUCCUGCUCUGCCUCUUGUGUGCCCCAUGGGGGCAGGGACACCGAGUGGAAGUCGGUCACCCUCCCUCGGAACCCACAGUCCAUGGGGCACCAGUUUGACUCGUCAACUUUUGGGGGCCACAAGAGCGAAAAGCCCGCCCUGCCUCGGAAACGAGCCAGCGAGGCAAAGGCUGAUCCAAUCAACCGGGGAAUGAUCACCUCGGGUCCUCGGUUGCUGAAGAAGAAUGAGGAGAUGCUGGAAGAGACUUCCAAAGAGGCUGUGAGCAGCCCGGGCUCCAGUCCGCCCACUCUCACCCCUAAACUCAGCCGGAGGCAGCCUUUGCUCCCUUCUGCUUGUGGGGGUCCAUCGAUUGAGCAGACCACAAUGGGCAAAGCCACCCUGGGCUUCUUUGUUGGCAAAGCUCUGGCCGAGGAGUCCCGUCUACGCAAGAUGAAGCCAGCUCCAGAGAAGGAAAAAGGGAAGCUGUCGAAGCUCAAACCUGCCCCACCUCCUCCAGUCUUGAACUCGAGCAAAAAUAGCAAAGGGGGUCUUGGGCCCAGCCAUGAAGGACCUGAAGGGUCCCUGGCCAAGGGCAAGCAGACAGUAGUGGCUGCAGAGCCCCCCGUAAAUGCUGAGACUCCCAAGUCCAGUUUGUCCACAGAAGGAAGCAAAAAAGCAUUGAUGUCCUCCGUACCAAAGUCUCCCUCAUCCGCCAAAUUGCUCUUGAUGGCCGGUUCCCCUUCUCCGUCACCCCCCACCAUCUCGUCCGCUCUGGCUGCAGACCAGCCCACCUCCACAGCCUUCAUCCCUCUCAUCUCCACUCGGGUCUCCCUGAGGAAGACCCGCCUACCUCCGGAGAAGAUAGCAAGUGGUACCGUCACGAAGGGAACAGUCCUGGAGAGCUCUGAGACUCUGCGGAAUGCCAUCAGCAAAAACUCCGAACAGAUGGUCAGCCAUAGUGCCGUCCUGGAAGCGGGCAAAAACCUGUACACCUUCUGCGUCAGCUAUGUGGACUCAAUCCAGCAGAUGCGGAAUAAGUUUGCUUUCCGAGAGGCCAUCAACAAACUGGAGAACAAUCUCCGGGAGCUUCAGAUCUGCCCUGCCACGGCUGGUGGAGGUCCUGCCACCACCCCAGAUUUUAGCAAGUUGCUCAGCUCGGUCAAAGAAAUCAGCGAUAUUGUUCAGAGGUAGCAGAAGUGGAGAGGUAAUCUUUAGAUAGAGCUGACCCAAGACAUUUUGGUUCCCGGGACAGAACAAUGGACCCCAUCCCUCAAAGAGACAACACACAGACUUAGCCAUGUGGAUUGUAUCUUAGUGAUCCUCUGGGGUUGUCCAAAACCAUUGACUUUGAGCAUUCCAGAUGUUGCUUUGAUUGGAUUGCUCUCACCCUCAGGAUAUGCUCAUCCUCUGCUCCUCACAAGCCACCUUGUGAAACAAGAACCCCUCCCCACACACCUACCCGCCCCCAUUCCAUCUCUCUCAUCGGGAUUUUCCCUCCAUCUCAUUCUUAACUCUGGGAUGUCCAAGUCUGGUGAAGCUUAACUUGUCUUAAUGUUGCAUCCUUUGGGACAUUCUAACUAAUGCUUGUUUGCUUGUAGGGUGAGCUUUGUGUGGAAAGUGGAACACCACUUGUCAAGACCAAAUUGAUUGCAGGAAUCUCUCUGGGUUGCUUCCUACUUAGCCCUCUUUGCACAUUGUCAGGUGCGAAAGAUCAGGUUCACACGUGAAGGUUCAAUUAAGCUACUCUAUUGCUGAAAGCCUCUGCGUAGGAAUCUUAGCUAGAGAUCAGCACCUGCUAGGAGUUAGAUAAGGGUUAGUGAAAUUCAAGGGAAGUGGGACCUAGUUAGUUUGUGGCUACAUAGGGAUUCUAAGCUGAUGCCUCUUUUCACUCUAACCCCCCCCAAGUUCUGCCACUCCUUCUCCUACGCGCAUGGACGCAUUCUCCACCCCAUUCUCCCUCUAGCAUUUGUGUCUCCCUCUUGUACGCUGCAGCCUUCAGUCUGAAAUUAGGCAGGGCUCUUAUGAGGACCAACUGAAGCAUCUUUUGGGGUUAUUUGAUUCACUGUCUCCCUUACCCCGAGCAUCUCCACCCGUAAACCUUUUUAAUUAUUAUUUUUACCCCCCACAAGCGAUGGUUACACAAAUGUGGAUGCAGUCUUUGCUGGCAUACUCAGUUUACCAGGCUGCCCUUGUGUCUUGUGCCGAGCCUAACGGGGAAAAAAAAUGAAACUGUGAUUUAAGCUUUGAAAGAAUGGAGGUGAAGGGGAAGAUACCCCCAAAUUCAGAGUGAGUUGGAUACAGAGGGUACAAAUACUUUUGUGAAUAGUCUCUCUCCUUGUAAUAUAGACUAUGUUCAUAUCUCAGUAUUACACCUUUUGUAGACCCCACUCUGUCUUCAGAUGUGUAAAUAGCUACAACUCUUUUUCGUAAUUUCUAUAAUACUCAACAGGGGAGGGAUUCCCCCCCCUUCAUCUCUAGCUUAUGUUUGCCAAAUCCAGGACUUUUAAAAAAUCUUUUCACCCAUUUUCCUUCUCCUCUUUCUCUUCCUCCACUUUACGUGUGUUCUUUCAAAGGAUUCAAGAUGGUAUUUCUUAGUCUUUGGAUUUUUUUUUUUAUUUUAAAUAAAUUGAUGUUCAAGAAAAGAAGAAAGAA